Messenger RNA from Aspergillus caelatus, 1126 nucleotides. RefSeq lists its product as uncharacterized. NCBI's taxonomy places the organism in Eukaryota, Fungi, Ascomycota, Eurotiomycetes, Eurotiales, Aspergillaceae. The transcript has 2 exons. Bases 145 to 699 code for a protein of 184 amino acids. The record is from RefSeq and is a predicted model, not a curated record.
CAAGAUGAAAUCUAAAUAACCUAGCAGAGCAUUACUCAUUCUGGUCUGUCAUUCUCGAGCCUGCAAAUUAACCUGAAGCACAGCAGAUAAUAUCUCCUUUCUUUGGAUGUUUUGGCCCUCGCGGACUGAUUCAAUCAGAAAUCCAUGUUUUCCAUCCUGUAUAAAACGCUCCAUCACCGCCAGGUAGAGGGCAUUCCCCGCGGUUUGUCCCGUUCCACAAUUAUCCAAGCCUUCCACCAGCAUCAGCUGAUGAUCCGCGCCCUAUACCCCGGAUUUCAAAUCACAGCGACCCACCCGAUCGAUUCCGACACAACAGCUUUCUCAGUCCGCAAUCCGGAGUCUGACGUUCUCACCAAGUGCUCCUUGGCAAACCUGGACGAUGGCCUUGGCGCUGAGAUUGAGGUCGGGCUGGGGAUGAAGAUUGUGUGUCAGUGGACCAUCCAUUCAUGGAAUGAAGAUGAAGAUUCAAAAAUCAGUAGUAGUAUUGCCAAACAGACGGAGGAAAACACGACCACGGCCAGGCGAAGGAUAACUUUGGACUUGCAAGCACUGAACGAUAUAUACUUGGUCGAAGAGACCACGUUCAUUUUGUUAAAACCGUUUGAUCGAUGGGCGCAGACUAACAGGGAUCGAAGCAAGGCAUUGGAGCAUAUCUUGGUUCUGCUUAGAAGGCUGGAGAGCGGAGAAACAGAAAUCUAAGUGUUGCAUUAUUUACAGCCAGUAUAGGCACCCGCAUGUUGCGGCCAAGUACGACUUCUAUCCUAAGCUAUACGCUCACUAAGCUGGGCGUACGGUCCGCGGAAGUGCUCUUCCCAUUGUGUCGUAUGCUUACUCGAUGCCUAACCAGGCUGAAAUUUACCUUCAGAAACAAUGAAGUCUCUUUAACCAAUGGUCCACUUGGACUAUGGAGACGGCCGCGGUUCAAUAGCCUGUUCCGUUGGGGAAGACUGCGGGUGCCAGUGCUCUAUAUAUAGAUGGUCCCUACACUCUACGGGCCAUUGCGGGUAGAAUACGGGACAUCGCAGACAUAGGCUGGUGCAGUCUCCCGCACAGUCUACGUACGAUGUAUGCUGUAAUACCCGUUUUCCCAUAAGUUAGUUAUGAGCUAGGCAUAUGUUGUAUAUAA